ACUCUCUCGAAACUUUCUCCCUUUGGUAUUUUCUACGCAUUUCUUCUUUCUUUGUUCUGAAGUUUAUGUUUUUCUUUCCUCCCUUCUGUUUGGUUCCCGAGAAACUCGUGGGAAAUGCAACCAAUUGCAGAGCAUUUUGCAUGAAUAUAGAGUGGUGUUAAUUGAAGGGGUCUGAGCAUUGUUCAGUUGAAGAAUGGCUUCUACAGGGCCACCACAGUCUUUGAAGAGACCAGAUUCCUCAUUAACAAGAGAAGGAGACCAGCUGAUUAUUACCCCUCUAGGUGCUGGAAAUGAAGUGGGCCGUUCCUGUGUCUACAUGUCCUAUAAAGGGAAAACCAUAUUGUUUGACUGUGGAAUUCAUCCCGCAUACUCGGGCAUGGCUGCUUUGCCAUACUUUGAUGAGAUUGAUCCUUCGACCAUUGAUGUCCUUUUGGUGACACACUUUCACUUGGAUCAUGCUGCAUCCCUUCCAUAUUUCCUGGAGAAGACCACAUUCAAAGGGCGAGUUUUUAUGACUCAUGCAACCAAGGCUAUCUACAAGUUGCUUUUGUCUGAUUAUGUAAAAGUGAGCAAAGUUUCAGUUGAAGAUAUGUUGUAUGAUGAACAAGACAUUCUUCGCUCCAUGGAUAAAAUUGAGGUUAUUGAUUUCCAUCAGACUUUAGAAGUAAAUGGUAUACGAUUUUGGUGUUACACAGCUGGCCACGUCCUUGGUGCUGCCAUGUUUAUGGUUGAUAUUGCUGGUGUCCGAGUACUUUACACUGGAGACUAUUCUCGUGAAGAAGAUCGUCAUCUCCGUGCUGCUGAGAUCCCACAGUUCUCCCCUGAUAUUUGCAUAAUUGAAUCCACUUAUGGUGUCCAACUCCAUCAGCCUCGGCAUGUGCGAGAAAAGCGCUUCACAGAUGUCAUCCACUCAACCAUUUCUCAAGGGGGCCGUGUUCUAAUCCCUGCAUUUGCUCUAGGUCGUGCCCAAGAACUCCUCCUUAUCCUUGAUGAGUAUUGGUCUAACCAUCCUGAGCUCCAUAACAUCCCCAUAUAUUAUGCUUCCCCCCUUGCAAAAAGGUGUAUGGCUGUUUACCAGACAUACAUCAAUUCCAUGAAUGAGAGGAUCCGCAACCAAUUUGCAAAUUCGAAUCCUUUUGAUUUCAAGCACAUAUCACCUUUAAAGAGCAUUGAGAAUUUUAAUGAUGUAGGUCCAUCAGUGGUGAUGGCGAGUCCGAGUGGGCUUCAGAGUGGGUUGUCAAGACAACUGUUUGAUAUGUGGUGCUCUGAUAAGAAAAAUGCAUGUGUUAUACCUGGGUAUGUCGUGGAAGGGACAUUGGCAAAAACCAUCAUCAAUGAACCCAAGGAAGUUACUCUAAUGAAUGGUCUUACUGCUCCCCUCAACAUGCAGGUCCAUUACAUUUCUUUCUCUGCUCAUGCAGAUUUUGCACAGACGAGUACAUUCUUGAAGGAGCUCAUGCCACCUAACAUCAUUCUUGUCCAUGGAGAAGCUAAUGAGAUGGGGAGGCUCAAACAGAAGCUUAUCACCCAGUUUUCUGACCGCAACACCAAAAUUAUUUCCCCAAAGAACUGUCAGUCAGUUGAAAUGUAUUUCAACUCUGAGAAAAUGGCAAAAACCAUUGGGAGGCUGGCUGAAAAGACCCCAGGAGUUGGUGAAACUGUCAGUGGUUUACUGGUAAAGAAAGGUUUCACUUAUCAGAUAAUGGCACCUGAUGAUCUCCAUGUCUUCUCGCAGCUAUCCACAGCAAAUGUCACCCAGAGGAUUACUAUUCCGUACACUGGUGCCUUUGGUGUAAUAAAGCACAGGCUGAAGCAGAUAUAUGAGAGUGUGGAGUCAUUGCCAGAUGAAGAAUCUGAGGUUCCAGCUUUUCGAGUCCAUGAACGGGUGACAGUGAAGCAUGAGUCGGAGAAGCAUAUUUCACUGCAUUGGACAUCAGAUCCUAUUAGUGACAUGGUCUCUGAUUCCAUUGUGGCUCUGGUUUUAAAUAUCAGUCGUGAGAUCCCCAAGGUAGUAGUUGAAUCAGAGGCUAUAAAAACUGAAGAAGAAAACGGGAAGAAAGCAGAAAAGGUUAUCCAUGCACUCCUUGUUUCUCUGUUUGGAGAUGUGAAGUUGGGAGAGAAUGGGAACUUGGUGAUAAGCGUUGAUGGAAAUGUGGCACAUCUUGAUAAACAGAGUGGGAAUGUUGAGAGUGAAAACGAAGGCCUUAAGGAAAGGGUGAGAGUAGCAUUCCAGCGGAUCCAAAAUGCUGUGAAGCCAAUCCCUCUAUCUGUGUCUUAGCUCCUUCCCUCAGGUUUUCUCUGUAUUUUCAACUUCUUCCUAGUUAAUUCUGAAUUUUGAGAUUAAAGUUCCAUAUGAAUCAAUAUUUCUUACACUAAUUAGUUUGCUUAUUUUAGGAAAAUAUUGAACAUUGAUCCACCUCAGUCCCAAGCAAGAUCACAUACAUCAACUUUUUCUUCGUUGUGCCUUUUAUUUGGUAAUGCUAGAGAGAUUUUCCUCUAUGAUCUUUGCGAUUCGUCUGAGCUUCACAAAUGCAUUAAUCUUGUUGAACAGUGUUAUAUCCCCAGAAAUUAUGGUUAUCAAUGCAUAACUUGAAUGUUUCAUUGGUGAAGCAUGUAAA
Molecule: messenger RNA, 2618 nt
Organism: Vitis riparia (riverbank grape)
Lineage: Eukaryota; Viridiplantae; Streptophyta; Magnoliopsida; Vitales; Vitaceae
Product: cleavage and polyadenylation specificity factor subunit 3-I
Exons: 6
Coding region: 194-2278 (694 amino acids)
Biological process (GO): mRNA 3'-end processing by stem-loop binding and cleavage
Cellular component (GO): mRNA cleavage and polyadenylation specificity factor complex
Molecular function (GO): RNA endonuclease activity; 5'-3' exonuclease activity; RNA binding
Source: RefSeq, a predicted model, not a curated record